Molecule: messenger RNA, 1390 nt
Organism: Oryza sativa Japonica Group (Japanese rice)
Lineage: Eukaryota; Viridiplantae; Streptophyta; Magnoliopsida; Poales; Poaceae
Product: cationic peroxidase SPC4
Biological process (GO): response to oxidative stress; hydrogen peroxide catabolic process
Molecular function (GO): heme binding; peroxidase activity
Source: RefSeq, a predicted model, not a curated record
GCCUAUAAAUAAGGGCCAAUUGUGGGAGUGAGGAAGGCACGAGCAAAGCGGAGUGAGGAGAGUAGUCCACAACUCCGGCCGGCCACUACGACUCUACGAGUACGUACACUGCAAAUUAAAGCUCAAGAUGGCCGCAACAGCGGGCAGGACCGCGGGCGCAUUGGCCGUCCUGCAGCUCGCCUCCAUCGUCGCCGCUGCCGUCCUCCUCUCCUCCCCACCUGCGGCUGCUGCUGAGCCGUCUGUGGACUUCAUUGACGUGGUGGCGUGCUCGCAGUCGCAGGUGGACUCCAUCGUGCGCUCAGCCGUGCAGGCGGCGCUCCAGCGUGAGAUCGCCCUCGCCGCCGGCCUCAUCCGUAUCUUCUUCCACGACUGCUUCCCGCAGGGCUGUGACGCGUCGGUUUACUUGAGUGGCGCCAACUCGGAGCAGGGGAUGCCGCCCAACGCCAACUCGCUGCAGCCGCGGGCGCUGCAGCUGGUGGAGGACAUCCGCGCCAAGGUGCACGCCGCAUGCGGGCCCACCGUCUCCUGCACCGACAUCUCCGCGCUGGCCACCCGCGCGGCCGUCGUCCUCUCCGGCGGGCCCACCUACCCCGUUCCCCUCGGCCAGCUCGACAGCCUCGCCCCGGCCCCGCUGCGCCUCGUCAACCAGCUCCCGGGCCCGGGCACCUCCAGCGUCCAGGCUCUCAUCGACCUGUUCGGGAGCAGGGGCAUGGGAGACGCCGCCGACCUGGUGGCGCUCUCCGGCGGCCACACCGUGGGGAAGUCAAAGUGCGCCUUCGUGAGGCCCGUGGACGACGCCUUCUCCCGGAAGAUGGCCGCCAACUGCAGCGCCAACCCCAACACGAAGCAGGACCUGGACGUCGUCACCCCCAUCACCUUCGACAACGGCUACUACAUAGCGCUCACCAGGAAGCAGGGGGUGUUCACCUCCGACAUGGCGCUCAUCCUGGACCCCCAAACUGCGGCCAUCGUCAGGCGGUUCGCGCAGGACAAGGCCGCCUUCUUCACGCAGUUCGUUACGUCCAUCGUCAAGCUGAGCAAGGUGCCGAGGCCCGGCGGGAACAAAGGCGAGAUCCGCCGCAACUGCUUCAAGACCAACAGCGGAGCACGCCUCGUGGACGUCGUGGAGGGCUUCGCUGCCUCUGCUUAAUUCAUGUCAUGUCGCUCAUCGAUCAUAAUCGAGAUGAAUAUCUAGGGUCGACAUCAUUAUGCCGUUGUAUGUGUGACCUAGUACGUCCGCCCCUUUUGGGCCCGGUCGGUCGGUCUCGCCAGUAUGGCCUUUGUAUGUUUCGUUACGGCCGUGCGCGCGUUAAUAAGAUGUACUCCCGCACCGUAAUAAUUAUGUUGUUUUAAUUUUUUUUAUCUUUAAGUAAAAAAAAAUCUUCUCCAA